AUGACUUCUACCACCGACGACACUCCUUACUUUCAAUAUCAGCCUAUCGAGCAAGUUGAAAGGCUAGAGAGUCGCUACAAAGUGAUAGACAAGCUGGGACAUGGGACGUUCUCUACAAUCUGGCUUUCACGAGAUGAGCAAAAGACAGCCUAUGUGGCUGUCAAGGUUAGCACCGGAGAUGCUUCUACUCACGAAGCAAAGAUACUAGGUAUGCUCAAGGAUCGCUGCCUGGUCCAUCCUAACGGUCGUCCCUUAAUCCCCGUCAUCCUGGACGAAUUCCAGAUUGAGGGCCCAAAUGGGCAUCAUAAAUGCAUUAUCACAGCACCCGCUCAGAGCAGUGUAUCCGCAGCAUUAUUCUGUUGCUACUUUCAAAUAGAGACGACUCGUGUCUUAAAUGCUGAACUGGCCCUGGCUGUUGCAUUUGUUCAUGCUCAAGGCUUUGUUCACGGAGAUAUCCAUCUUGGAAAUAUCCUGUUAAACCUACCUACUAGCCUUGACAAGCUGUCAGUCCAGGACUUCUAUGAGCAGUUCGGUGAGCCCUAUACGGAACCAGUUGUGCGACUCGAUGGACAGCCUCUUCCUCCGGGCGUCCCUACUUGUGGGACUUUGCCAGCCUGGUUAGGGAAGCGAGCAAAAGAUAUUCUGCCGUUUGAGGCCCAGCUCCUCCUUAGCGACUUCGGCGAGAGCUUCUGCCCUCUCGACCCUGAGCAGCGGCGACGUGGGCAAGACUGUCCCUCGCCGCUUCCAGUCAUACCGCCUGAAGCCUACUUUGAACCAGACAAGCCUCUUUCAUUUCCCUCGGACAUCUGGAGUCUUGCAUGUGCUAUGUACCCCUUAUUUGGCCUGCGAUGGCUAUUUGAUGCCACACUCGCCACUCAACAUGACAUAGCCUCUCAACAAGUAGAUACCAUUGGAGAUAUUCCGCUUGAUUGGUGGAAUACAUGGGAGAAGCGCCAUGAGUAUUUUGAGGAGAUCGAAAGGCCUAACAAAGAUCGGUAUGUCUGGCCAUCUCUUGAGCAAAGAUUCGAGAAGGACAUACAGGCCGCACGACAGAGGGAUAAUGUGUCUUCUUUCGAUAACGAGGAGAAGGUGGCCAUUCUGAGCAUGCUUCGCUCAAUGCUGGCAAUGAGGCCUGAGAAGCGAGCAACAGCGACGGAUGUACUGAGCUCAGACUGGAUGGUGACUUGGGGAUUGCCAGCUGUGAAGAGGGCCCGUAAUAGCCGGCAAACAGGAGGUCCAUCGCUUUGCAAAAAGGCUGAUGCAAGGUCCUCUUUGGUUGAACUAGCUAGCUCAGUAGCUCUUGAGCGCACCUAUUCCUAA
Aspergillus eucalypticola CBS 122712 is the source of this 1320-nucleotide messenger RNA. Its product is annotated as kinase-like protein. Bases 1 to 1320 code for a protein of 439 amino acids. The record is from RefSeq and is a predicted model, not a curated record. Gene Ontology annotation, biological process: protein phosphorylation. NCBI's taxonomy places the organism in Eukaryota, Fungi, Ascomycota, Eurotiomycetes, Eurotiales, Aspergillaceae. The transcript is spliced from 3 exons. Gene Ontology annotation, molecular function: ATP binding; protein kinase activity.